ACGGUGUACGUGUAUCGGUAUUACCCUGUAUUACCCAGAGGAAGUCCUGGCGCGGCACGUUGAGCUCUAUCAUGUGUUUUCAUCUCUCCGUGCCUUCUGACAGAAGAUGUGUGCUCGAGAAGUGAUGACAACCUUGCUCGGUCUCACCGGCAUUGUGAUGCGCUGAUAUAUGCACAUCUUGCCCUUUCGCGUCGAUCUUCACAUUGUCUAGGAAAGCCGCUUUUGGUGUGGCUACUCAUCAGAUCGCGAGCCAUGCACGUAUGUCUGUAUCGUAUGAGGUACGCCACAACUCCUCGGAAGACGACGCACGCGACCAAUUCCGUAGAUCUGCGGUUAGCUUCUUCGUGGAUCGCCCUCAAAGUGCCUGUAUGGGAGAUUGAUCGGGUCGUUCUUCACCGAUUUUGACGUAUCUUCCCGUCGUCGAUUCCUUCAAAAGGAGCCCGCCUGAUACCUCGCCAUGCGACCAACCUGUGGACAGCUACUGCCGCGACUGGUCUCCCUCUUUCCCCCAUCUCCCUCUUGCCCUUUUCACCGUUUUGAACUUCAAUAUGAAGUACUCCCAUUCGUUUACCGUUCUUCUGUCUGCAAUCACUGUCGUUACUGGUCAAUGUGUAAACUCACCUGAGUGGGCCGCUGCAUAUACGAAGGCGAGCGCCGCAGUUGCCAACCUGAGUCUGAGCGAGAAAGUUCACUUGGGCACUGGUCGUGGGUUCUUCAUCGGCGACUGUACGGGCAAUACACCCGCCAUCGACAGUAUCAAUUUUCCUGGCUUGUGUCUCGAAGAUGGCCCUCUCGGUGUUCGUCAAACGAGCGGUAACUCGGCAUUCCCUCCAGGGAUCAACGCCGCUGCUACUUGGAACAGGACACUCAUAAACCAACGUGGCGUGGCCAUGGCGGAGGAAUUCCGUGGAAAGGGUGUAAACGCCCAGCUUGGACCAAUGAUGAACCUCAUGAGGGCUCCAGCUUCUGGGAGGUCAUGGGAAGGCUUCGGUGCCGAUCCAUUCCUGACGGGCGAAGCUGCCUACGAGACUAUCACUGGUUGUCAGUCCCAAGGUGUUCAGGCUGUUGCCAAGCAUCUCAUGAACAAUGAGCAGGAACACUCGCGGAUGUUCAGCUCUUCGAAUGUUGAUGACAGGCGAGAACAUGAGCUCUAUUUGCAUCCAUUUUUGCGAAGUGUACAGGCCAAUGUCGCUGCUAUGAUGUGCAGCUAUAUCAACGGAACAUACGCUUGUGAGAAUGACGCGUCCAUCAAUGGCUUGCUGAAGACCGAGCUAGGCUUCCAAGGAUACUGGUACGCCACACACUCGACCGCUGCAUCUGCAAACAAUGGUCUCGAUAUGACUAUGCCUGGGGACUUCUUUCCUUUGUCCGUCGUGGGAUGGUACGGCAUUAAUCUCGAAAUCGCGGUUGGUUUGGGAGAAGUGUCCGAAGACCGCAUCGACGACAUGGCAACCAGAAUCCUCGCAGGGUGGUACCUCUUGGGUCAAGAUGAAAAUUACCCAACUCCCAACCUCAAUGCGAAGAACCCAUCCGAUUCUGUCAAUGAUGUCGACGUUCAAGGAGAUCACUACAAAAUUAUCCGAGAAAUCGGAGCGGCUUCCACUGUUCUCCUCAAAAAUGAGAACAACGCACUUCCCCUGAACGCUCCUGCUACCGUAGCUCUAAUCGGCAGCGCUGCGGGACCGAACCCUGACGGCCUUAACAGUUGUGCUGAUCAGAGCUGUAACAAAGGGACACUUGGUAUGGGGUGGGGUAGCGGAGCCGCGGCCUAUCCCUACUUGAUCACACCUCUGGAUGCCAUCACCAACCGGAGUGCCACCGACGGGACUACCAUUACUUCCUCGCUCAGUGACUCUGACCUUGACGCAGCGAAGACCGCCGCAACGGGAGCCGAAAUUGCUUUUGUGUUCAUUACUGCUGACUCCGGAGAGGAUUCGUACACCGUGGAAGGGAAUGAGGGGGACAGGAACGAUCUCCUUGCCUGGCAUGAUGGUGAUGCUCUUGUCGAGGCUGUAGCUAGCGUGAACAACAAUACCGUUGUCGUGGUUCAAACUGUCGGACCCAUCAUCGUCGAUGCUUGGAUAGACAACACAAACAGUGACGAACAGGUUUGGAGCGGUCUGGGUGGUCAAGAAGCAGGAAACUCUCUGACUGACGUGCUGUACGGUGCCUUCAAUCCGAGGUCACCGUACACCAUAGCCAAGAGCGCAGACGACUAUCCCGCCAGUGUGAUUUAUGUCGACGACAUAUUGUUCAUCGCUCAAAUAGACUACACCGAGGGCCUCUUCAUUGACUACCGUCAUUUCGACUCGGCUGGUAUUGAGCCUCGUUACGAGUUCGGCUUCGGACUGUCAUACACGACCUUUGACUACUCCAACCUGGAAAUCUCGGGCUCGGUCGGAGACUAUACACCACCCACUGGUGCUGGAUCCUCUCUGGAUGACACCCUCCACGAGAAGGUCUUCAACGUGACCUUUACGAUCCAGAACAACGGAACGGUUGCAGGGAAUGAGGUCCCUCAGCUCUACCUCUCACCUCCCGAAACUGCCAACUCGCCACCAUAUCUUCUCAAGGGCUUCGACAACGUCUACAUCGCACCUGGCGAGUUCACAAACGUCACCAUCCCGCUGUCCCGCUAUGACCUCUCCAUCUGGGACGUCGUGUCACAGAAGUGGGUUAUCCCGAGCGGUACAACUGGCGUAACUGUGGGGGCCAGCAGUCGCGACCACCGCCUGACUGGAUCUAUCGAGAUUUGAUAGCUGAUCCGAAGUGGUCGUUUUGGACAAUAUUGCGCGUGUUAUAGUAGUUAUGGCACGAUUCCUGCCUGUUCCUGCUCGCGGACUUUUCGCUUUGUCCUUCCAAAUGUUCUGUAAUUGUUGCGUCACUCAAUAUUGCAGUAUUUCGUUCGCUUGUUUCCUUCCACUACUUAUCCAGAGGGGGGACUUAUGUAGCCGCGACUCGGACGCCUGGAAUCAA
Molecule: messenger RNA, 2976 nt
Organism: Stereum hirsutum FP-91666 SS1
Lineage: Eukaryota; Fungi; Basidiomycota; Agaricomycetes; Russulales; Stereaceae
Product: glycoside hydrolase family 3 protein
Exons: 30
Coding region: 549-2756 (735 amino acids)
Biological process (GO): glucan catabolic process
Molecular function (GO): beta-glucosidase activity
Source: RefSeq, a predicted model, not a curated record